Messenger RNA from Bursaphelenchus xylophilus (pine wood nematode), 974 nucleotides. NCBI's taxonomy places the organism in Eukaryota, Metazoa, Nematoda, Chromadorea, Rhabditida, Aphelenchoididae. The record is from the annotation of a GenBank genome assembly.
AUGACAUCCUUGGCGAAAAACCUGGUACCAUUGACGAAGCUGAAGCCAAGGCCGGUAAUCACAUGGGACAAAGCUGAGAGGAUAAAGGUCUGUGAGGACAUCUGGCAAGACCCAAAGUCGGUUGUCCACCGUUUACCCAUGCAUUACCAGAAGAGAUACUGGGCCAACAUAUUAGCAGACGCAACACCGGUCCAUUAUGAACCCCCGCAGAAUAGGUUUAUGUGGGAUACAGACAAGAAAGUGGAAGUCGAAGUUCAGGUUGGUUCUUUUUUUAAAUAUAUUUUUGGAAUUAUUAAAUCCUAUUAAUUUAGGAGUAUCCCAUUCGUCCUCUGAGGAUACCGGAGAUGGAAAAUGGUUUGUGGGGUGGUGAAGGUGUCGUAAAAGGGUAUGUAGAAUCUCGUCCCUUUGUCAGGAAGAAGAUCCUUCCACGGCAUUGGAUUCCGCAUUGGUUUUUCCCGAACGUUUUUCACGGAUGUUUGUAUUCUGAGAUUCUGAACAAGUACAUGAAGAUCACUGUUACAAGCCGAAGUCUUGGUCUCAUUCACGAAGCAUUCGGCCUUGAUUAUUACCUUUUGCGGACCCCUGAAAUUGACGUCAAUUCAAAAUUAGGAAUGAAGUUGAAACGUCUGAUCCUGAUUACCCUGGCGAAAGAAGAUUAUUGGCUGGAUGAUACAGAAAAGCACAAUUACAUCAAAGAGAAGUAUAAGGAAUUCAAAAUACCGUUAGAAGAGGCAGAAUGGGUGGGUCUAACAUUAAAUGAGGCUGCUCAGAAGCAACAAGACAUUGAAGACAACACUGCUCAAAUCCCCGAGAAAUACAAAUUCGAAGAGGAAUUGAACCAAAAAUUAAACGAGGGUGAAGAUUUAGCAACAGAAGAAGCUGAAUUUAUCCCGAAGAAGUCGAAGUCUAUGUUUGGAGAACGGCUGGUCGGAGAAUACAUGAAACCGAUAGAGGAUCGUGUUCGCCGUUAUUAG